AUGAGAAAUCUCAAACCUGUUCAUCAUCAGUUGCUUCCAUUUUGCACUUCAUCAUUUCGGGACGAAGUGGUGUCUUGUACUUCAACGGACACAGAUACAAUUUUCGGAAUCACACGAGAGGGUAUUUUAUUUGAAUUGGACGUUCAAUCGGGUACCAUCAAGAGAACUUUCAAUAUUAAUGAAAAUGUUGAAGGAGUUACACCCGAUGCAAAAAUGAUGGAUAUUCAAUACGUUGCCGAGUUGGAGAGUCUCAUCAUUAUUUCUCAAUUUGAUAUCAUUACAUUUAAUAUUUCAACAGAUAUGUGUGAAGUUACUGCUUCCAUCGAAGAAGGUAUUCUUGCAAUGUCUUGGUCUCCAGAUCAGGAAAUUGUAAUUUUUGCAACAGGUAAUGGCAAUAUUUUGACCAUGUCCAAACAUUUUGAGACCUUAACAGAGGCUCCAUCAGAUUUAAUACCAACAAAAACCAACACUAGUACAAAUACUGCAGGUACAACACCCAAGCAACCAGCCAAGCUUACAGAGGAGGUGUCAGCUCGAUUUUUGAAUCGUCAAUCACCAGUCAAUAUCAGUUGGAGAAAUGAUGGCCAAUACUUUGUUGUGAACACCAUGGAUUCCUCAGAUGGAAAGAGAUGGCUUCGAGUUUGGGAACGAAAUGGUAACUUGGUAUCCAAGUCAGAACCAGUUGAUGGUUUGUUGGGCCAAGUAGUGCAUUACAGACCCGACGGAAGUAUUAUUGGUACUCAUCAAUAUCAUGCAGGAAAAAAGGAGACUUCAAUUUCAUUCUUUGAAAGAAAUGGUUUGCAACAUUAUGAUUUUCUUCUCGAGAAGGGAAUGAGCGACGUUUAUUCUCUUGAGUGGAACACCAGUUCAGAUGUUUUGUGUGUUUCUUUCAAGCCAGCGUUGCGAGAAAAUGUUGUGGUUGUGCAGUUGUGGUACCGAGAGAAUUACCAUUGGUACUUGAAACAAGAGUACACAUUCAAUGAAGAGAAGCAAGCUCCAACUUAUGUUGCAUGGGAUAUUGAAUCAUCCUACCGAUUGCAUAUAUUUUGCAAAGAUGGAUCCUAUAUUUGUUAUGAUUUGUGUUGGGAUCAUGACAUGACAAGUGGCAUGACCAACGAAAAUCCUUGUGUCAUGGCUGUCAUUGAUGGUAAUAAGGUGAAUUUAACUCCAUUACGUUAUGCUGUAGUUCCUCCACCAAUGUGCUCCGAUAGUAUUAGUUUUGAUCUACCAGUGAAUAGUGUGACGUUUGGUGGUUCUCAACGAUGUCUCGUUUUACUAUCAGAUAAUUCGUUGCAUAUGUUUGAAUUUAGUCACAAUAACAAGCCACCAAAGUUUGGACUUCCUCCAAAGAAAGUAGGCAUUUUACAACACACACCUAACACCUCCAUUAGACUUUUAACCAUGAUUAAUCGAGAAACAUUUUGCUAUGUGCUACAAUCCAUUCCAGGAAAGACAGAUUCUCUAAUCAUUUGCUCUAUCAAGGAAGAUUUAAGUGUUGAUGUAAGAGAGGUAUCCUACCCAGAAUCAAUUAUUCGAGUCUCCUAUCAUGACUAUAGUGGAAAUUUAUUUGUUGAAGGUGAAACUGGUGCAUUGUUUAAACAAAAACUUUCAGAUGACAUACCUGAAGAAUUGAAUGAAAAAUUUGAACAUCCAUGCCAAAUUAUGGCACCUACCAUGAUGGGAGAAGAGGAAGUAGUUGUGGGUCUCAAUAGUAGAGGAAUUCUUUUUAUUGGUUCACACAACGUUGUUUCUAAUUGCUCCUCUUUUACUCUUACCGACCAAUUCUUACUCUUUACGACAAUGUCUCACAAAUUAAGAAUUAUCAAUCUGAAUCUCUCCUUGUAUGAUGCUGUUGAUAUUGCAGCUAGUGGACCCACCUCUAAAUACGAUGAAACAUUUAGAGAAAUUGAAAGAGGUGCUAGAUUGGUUUGUGCUGUGCCUGCAGAUUUGAAUGUCAUCCUUCAAAUGCCAAGAGGUAACUUGGAAGGAAUUACUCCUAAGGCUCUAGUGUUAUCUCAUGUCAGAUCCUUAUUGAAUAGUUUAGAAUAUGGUAAAGCAGUGGUUGCCACACGUAAAUACAGAAUUGACAUGAACAUUAUUUUUGAUCACAACCCUGAGGCGUUCCUCAAAAAUGCAAAGAGGUUUGUCGAAGAUGUGAAUAAUCCUGAUCAUAUCAACUUGUUCGUUUCCACUCUCACCAAUGAAGAUAUUACCAAGACUAAAUUUGCAGGAUAUCACUCGGAUGGAAAAAUCUUAAAGAAUCAUCAUGAAACUUCAACACCACAAGCCUCCUCAUCCUCUUCCUCUGUUGGUGAAAGCAAGAUUAACAAAAUUUGUACUUGUCUCAGAGCAGCUCUCAAUGAAGUCGAUAAGAAGAAGUACAUUUCAUCCAUUCUCACAACCUAUGCUAAGAAUGAACCACCAAUGCUUGAAGAUGCCUUGCAAUUGAUCAGAAGUUUGCGAACAAGCGACAAACCUAUCAAAAACUCUGACUCUGAUGCUGCACUGAGCUAUCUCGUGUUUUUGAUCGAUGUUAAUACAUUGUAUGACAUUGCAUUGGGAAUGUAUGAUUUCGAUUUGGUCCUCAUGGUUGCCCAAAAGUCACAAAAAGAUCCAAAAGAAUAUCUUCCAUUCCUUGCGAACCUUAAAAAGCUUGAGCAAUACUACAGGCAAUAUAGUAUUGACAUGUAUUUGAAUCGCUUCGAAAAGGCCCUCGAGAAUAUUUCCAAGGCUGGACCUGAACAUUUUCAUGAGGCUGUGUCUCUCAUUAGAGAGAAGGGUCUUUUCAAGUUGGGUAUGAAACUCUAUGAAAAUGACAAGGAAAAGCUCGAGGUUAUUUUCGAAGCCUAUGGUGACUAUUUGGUGAGCACCGGCAAUCAUAAGCAAGCUGGUUUUGCCUAUGUGAAGUGUAAAAAUGCUCAAGAUAUUAAGAAAAUUGCCAAGAGCACCAUUUCAGUACUGGAACGAGGCAAGAAUUCGAUUGCUGCGUCACUCGUUUGUAGAGACUACUUGAAUGAUCAUGAAGAGGCCGUUCUGAAACUCGUUUCUGGACACGAAUGGAAAGAAGCUGUACGUGUUGCCACUUGCGCCGGUAGAAAUGAUCUCAUUGACAGUCACGUUAAACCUGGAGUGUUUGAGUCUGCACGCGAAAUUACCGAAGACCUUAUUGAGAAUGAAACCAAGUUGACGAAAUACAUUGCUCGUCUCAAAGAAUUGAGAGAGGAGAAGGAAGCCAUCCUUCGAGAACAAUUACUCAUGCAACAACACAAUGAAGGAGAAUUUGGUGAAGAUAUGCCACACAAUAUUGAUGCUCUCUCUGAGGCCAGUAGUAUGCAAAGCGGUGUGAGUGGUUAUUCAGGAGUUUCUGUGUUGUCUUCAAGAUCAACUGCUUCAUCAGUCAUCUCAAAGAGAGGAGUUUCAAGAAAGAAGAAGAACAGAGAAAAACUUAAGAAGGGAUCUCCAUUCGAAGAAGGAAGCUUAGUUUCGAGAAUUGAAUCUCUCAUUCCUUCCAAGAAUUUUAUUGCUUCCAUUUCAUCAUUAUUAGAAAUUUUAAUUUAUUUUGAAAAAUUUGAAGAGGCCAAGAUUUUGCAAAACCAUCUGGAAGUACUUAUCAAUCUAUGUGAAGAAAAUCGAGAAAUUAUUGAGGAACCUUUCCAACCACCUCAAAUUGAAAAUGAGCCAGCUCCUCCAAUGAAAUAUCCACGAAAGGUUCAUGAAAUUAUUGGAGAUUGGAAAAAGGAAUCUUGGAAGCUCGCAUUGCUAGAAUAA
Messenger RNA from Naegleria fowleri, 3768 nucleotides. RefSeq lists its product as uncharacterized. NCBI's taxonomy places the organism in Eukaryota, Heterolobosea, Eutetramitea, Acrasida, Naegleriidae. Gene Ontology annotation, molecular function: protein binding; tRNA binding. Gene Ontology annotation, cellular component: cytosol; elongator holoenzyme complex. The record is from RefSeq and is a predicted model, not a curated record. Gene Ontology annotation, biological process: tRNA wobble base 5-methoxycarbonylmethyl-2-thiouridinylation. The coding region runs from base 1 to 3768 and encodes 1255 amino acids. The transcript is spliced from 2 exons.